UCUCAUCCACAUUCUGGCCUGGGCUGAUUUCAAACUGCUAUCCUUAGAUAUCGGCCUCCUGAGUAGCUAGGAUUACAGGCCUGAGCAACCAGUGCCCAGCCUGUUGCUAGCUUUAUAAACCCAUUUUGUCAUUCCUUCAUUUCUGAAAUGUGCUAUAUGCCUUUGGAAGUAAAAAUGGAGCAUCCCAGGUCUAUUUCAAGCCCAAUUGGCAGAGAAUUACUCAGGAUUGUCAGGCACCCAUGGCAACCCUUGUCAGCCAGCCUACAAGUCAAUACCUCUCUAUGCCCAUUUAUUAGGGGCAAGCUUUGGAUCUGCUGGUGCAUCGCUAAGGCAAAAGCUAGCUUGUCCUGAUCCUGGAAUGGCUCUGGCAACCUGGGAUCAUGUAGACUCUCCAGUCUGAUCUGCUCUGUCUUCUAAGCCAACUAUUUGUCUUCCUCCAGUUGUGACCUUAUGUUAUUCCAAGAAUGAGUUCCUUUCUGAGCCCUUUUCCUUCUGGACACUGCCCUGUUAAUGGGCCUGGGGCUAUAGGUGGGGUUGACAUAUGCCAAGCUGGGCCCUGGAUAGAGGGAGACACCAAUCUUGAAGCUAAGAAUGAAUGUCAGCCCAUCCAAGGAGGUCCUUUGGCCAUGUUCAGCCUAACCUAGCAUCCUCUGCCCCUUGGGAGCUCAUUAGAUGGGGAGGGAAUAAUCCAAAGACUAGAGGGUCAAAAAUACUUGAGGGCAGCUGUCAAGUAAUCCCUGAGCCUUACAUAAUGCCAGGCUAGACAUGAGGGAUGUGGUGGCCUCCCCCUCCCCCGCCCUGGCCCCUCACUGCUUUCCUCACAAUGGGGCUCAUUGCUGAGGUGGCAGAUGGCAUCCUAGGGGAGGGCGAGGCAGGGAGCCUGCCUACCAGACACCUUCGGGGAGCCUUAAGCAUGAGCCAUACCACCUGGGCUCCGCCACUCUCAGUGCGCUCUUAGCUCUACCUGCCUGGCGUAGGGUCCUGGAGAACUUCUUGGAGCUCCUCCAGCAUCCAUCAUGCAAGGUGGUGCUGGGGACUGUCCUCUUGCUAGGAGGCGGAGGCCUCAUGCUGUGGGCGCAGAGGAAGAGGAAGAGGAAGACAGUGCUUGAGCCUGCCCAAGAUGGGUACUCAGACUACCACAACCCCAAUGAGAGCUGGAUCAAAUCUCACUUUAGCCGACUAUCUGAAGAGAAGCUGCGCCCUGACUGUUGUGGCCCUACUAGUGCUGGCAACACCUCUCUUCAGCCUGAGAGUGGGUGUGGGGAGGCCAGCACCAAUAUUCGCAUGGAGACCUUCACUUCGAGGCACGGAGAGGGCAACCCAACACUGCACCGCGACUCCUUCCACGGCAAGCAGAAGUUAUGUGGGCCCUUGGUGACCAAAGAGAUCCGCAAGGAGUCAGUGGGGACCUCAUCCACCGAUGAGGCCACAUGGGCCGCCGUGGCUGCUUGUGCCAAGGAGAUCGACGCCAAGGGGCACCACCUAGCUAACUCCAUGCUGCAGCGAGCCGGCAACCAGCACUCAAGCCACAUUGAGACCAGAAACAUCAACCCAGAGGAGCUGAAGGCUCUGGAGGAGGUGGAGAUAAAGCUGAAAGGGGACUUCCUCACUCAGAGGGAAUCCAGCUUAGCCGGUGUCAACCAUACACAUACCUUCUAUAGCCCAGGCCGUCAUGGCCACCAGAGCGCUCUGACCCAUUCAGGCCACCAGAGCCUCCUGGGUCAUCCUGUGUACUUGGGCCACCAGAGUCAUCCAGGCUACAUGAUCCACCAGGCCCUUCCAGGCCACUCCAGCCACCAGGGCCAUUUGGGUCACUCAAGCCACCAGGGUCACUCAGGCUACUCGAGCCAUCAGGGCCAUUCGAGUCAUCAUAGCCACCAGAGUCAUAGCCUGCCCACCCGCAGCCACCAAGCCUAUGACUCUUGAAGCUACAUAACUACACGCAUCCCUUCCCCAGCAGGGCUGGCCCGCAGGACUGUUUUCUCUCCUGUGGGGGAACCUCUGGGACCCAGGGCAGGAGGCUGUGCCCAAAUCUCUUCUUCCUCAGGCCCCUCAUGACAGGAGUCAUGGAUGGGGGUCUACCAUCAUGUAGCCCCUUCCAGAGGGACAGCUGAGAGGAAGUGAGUCAGCCAUGACAGACCCGGACCCAUGAACACCCACCAAGAGAAGACAGACGAGGCAGAUCCUGGGAGCAGACAAGAGCCCCACAUUGAUGCCAAACGCCUGGAACGGAGCCAAUAAAGCCUUGCAUCCCUCACUCGGAGUCCAGGGCUUUUGUGGGCAUGGUAGGAAAGGGUCUUUCUUCCGACAGCCUUCCCAGUGGUCUGUAACCUGAAU
This is a messenger RNA of Perognathus longimembris pacificus (Pacific pocket mouse), 2337 nucleotides long. RefSeq names its product chromosome 2 C10orf62 homolog (gene C2H10orf62). Lineage: Eukaryota; Metazoa; Chordata; Mammalia; Rodentia; Heteromyidae. The transcript has a single exon. The record is from RefSeq and is a predicted model, not a curated record. Bases 1066 to 1926 code for a protein of 286 amino acids.